Mesocricetus auratus (golden hamster) is the source of this 3043-nucleotide messenger RNA. It is a transcript of the gene Hoxa3, whose product is annotated as homeobox A3. Gene Ontology annotation, molecular function: RNA polymerase II cis-regulatory region sequence-specific DNA binding; DNA-binding transcription factor activity, RNA polymerase II-specific. NCBI's taxonomy places the organism in Eukaryota, Metazoa, Chordata, Mammalia, Rodentia, Cricetidae. Gene Ontology annotation, biological process: regulation of transcription by RNA polymerase II. Gene Ontology annotation, cellular component: nucleus. The record is from RefSeq and is a predicted model, not a curated record.
GUGUGUGUGUGUGUGUGUGUGUAGCCUUGAAGAAGAAUGGUUGGAUUAUUAAAGCUGCCCCGGGAGAUUAUGUAACUAAACUGCCCAUUCUUGGCAUUCAAACAGGUGGGCCUGAGAGCUGUGUUCAGGGGAGAGAUUGCUGGUGCUCACAGUGCUGGCAGCUCCAGAAGGACUAAUUCUGCAGUGCUCAGCCUAGCAUUUCCAUGACAUUCUCUUUUAGGUCUAGGAUGGUUGUGUUUUGGAAGCCUGGGGAACAAAAAAGCCAGGUGUGAACCUUGGUUGCCACUGAUAAAGGUGUGGCGCCUGUUGGAGUAGGAAAUAUUGAAAUUGUGAUCUUUGUGGUCACGUGACUCAUUAAAUAAUUAAUGCAGAUCGUCAGGAAUGGAUCUGAGUCAUCAGGGCCUCACUAGGAAUGAAUCUCUCAGUAGUGAGACUCCAACUUGCUAUUUGAUUUUUAAAUACAUACACCUUCAGAUAUAUCUCCAAAGGCAUUUAACUCCUUCAGGGAAGCAGAAGAGAGCCCUUCAGCGUGGAGAACGGAGCUGUCCAGUGGGCGCUUACCAGGUCCAAGGCUUUCUUGUAAGAUUGCCGUGAGUCCAGGGAGGCUCUGUGUCCAGGGAAAUAGUGCCUGGGCACUGGAAAAAGGGAUUCCCUGAGCACCUGGGAUUGGAGAUCAUUCCUGGUUCAGAUUUAAUCAUCUUUGGAGGUCUGCGCGCGGCGGCCAUUGGCGGCGGAGUGUCACGUGACCGCGGGGGCGUGCCAAUGUGCUCCCUCACGGGUGUCAAGCCCCUGUCAGAGUGUGCGAUCACUAUCGUGAAACAUCGCGAUGCAAAAAGCGACCUACUACGACAGCUCGGCGAUCUACGGUGGCUACCCCUACCAAGCAGCCAAUGGGUUCGCUUACAAUGCCAGUCAGCAGCCAUACGCUCCGUCUGCGGCUCUGGGCACCGAUGGCGUUGAGUACCACCGACCCGCCUGCUCCCUCCAGUCCCCCGCCAGCGCUGGGGGCCACCCCAAAGCUCACGAACUGAGUGAGGCGUGUCUGCGCACCCUGAGCGGCCCUCCUAGCCAGCCCCCAGGCCUGGGUGACCCGCCUUUGCCUCCUCCUCCCCAGGCAGCUCCCCCAGCCCCACAGCCUCCACAGCCCCCACCACAGCCCCCUGCGCCCACCCCUGCAGCUCCCCCGCCUCCCUCUUCUGUCUCCCCUCCUCAAAGUGCCAACAGCAACCCUACCCCCGCCAGCACAGCCAAGAGCCCCCUGCUCAACUCUCCCACAGUGGGCAAACAAAUUUUUCCCUGGAUGAAGGAGUCGAGACAGAAUACUAAACAGAAAACCAGCGGCUCCAGCUCAGGGGAGAGCUGCGCUGGCGACAAGAGCCCGCCUGGGCAAGCUUCGUCUAAGCGCGCGCGCACGGCGUACACGAGCGCGCAGCUGGUUGAGCUGGAGAAGGAGUUCCACUUCAACCGCUACCUUUGCCGGCCACGCCGAGUGGAAAUGGCCAACCUGCUGAACCUCACAGAGCGCCAGAUCAAGAUCUGGUUCCAGAACCGCCGAAUGAAGUACAAGAAGGACCAGAAGGGCAAGGGCAUGCUGACCUCGUCUGGGGGCCAGUCCCCGAGCCGCAGUCCCGUGCCUCCCGGUGCAGGAGGCUAUCUGAACUCUAUGCAUUCGCUGGUCAACAGUGUCCCUUAUGAGCCCCAGUCGCCCCCUCCCUUCUCCAAGCCCCCCCAAGGCGCCUAUGGGUUGCCCCCGGCCUCCUACCCUGCUCCCUUGCCCAGCUGCGCUCCCCCACCUCCCCCGCAGAAGCGCUACGCAGCGGCGGCGGGGUCAGGCGCCGGGGGCACCCCUGACUACGACCCGCACGCUCACAGCUUGCAGGGCAACGGCAGCUAUGGGACCCCACACUUACAGGGAAGCCCCGUCUUCGUGGGGGGCAGCUAUGUGGAACCCAUGAGCAACUCCGGGCCAAGCCUCUUUGGCCUAACUCACCUCCCCCACACCACCUCGGCUGCCAUGGACUACGGGGGCACUGGGCCGCUGGGCAGCGGUCACCACCAUGGGCCGGGGCCUGGGGAGCAGCACCCCACCUACACGGACCUUACUGCCCACCAUCCUUCUCAGGGAAGAAUUCAGGAAGCGCCCAAGCUCACCCACCUGUGAUGGUGGGCUCUGGCUGCGCGCCAGGAGAGUUGUCCUCCACACCUUCUUUGGUUUUCUCCUUUAAUUUUUUUUAUUGUUUUGUUUUUCCGGCCUCUCCCUUUUCUCCUCUGCACCCCUCCCUCAUUUUGUUUUCUUUGGUAAUGCGUUUUUAUGGUUUAUGUGACGUAGCAAUCUUGGUUGCUGGAAAGGCUGUCAGUAUCAGUAGUGACAUUUACAUCCCUCCCAUCCCCACCGGCCACGGCCUCUGGCCCAGCACCCUUACCUUCUUCUCUACUCUUCGAUAAGAAACAGGGUAUAUGAACAAACUUUCUAGUUGAGUUUUCAAUGUGAAUUUGUUUGUACGUUGUGGCUCCCGAGAGGAAGCGAUUACGUUUUUUUUAAGUUUUAGUUUUUAAAAAUUGCACUUCUUGUAAUGAGCGAGAAAAAGAAAUCAAAGGCGCUUUGAAACAGGGACUCCCUGUGCAAAGAUGACUAAGUGUACGUCUUUCCGUGUGUGUAUGCUUGUGAACAGUCAGAUUUAUUUAUAUUUUUUGCAAGCAUUGAAUAGUUUUAAAUAUUAUUUAUCCCCAUCCGUUCGUAUUUAUAUUAAAGAAACUCUGUACCCUGAUUGUUCAGAAGGUUUCUUGAGCCUUUUGUUCAAUGGUGUAUUGGCAUACAUAUAAAAUUUAUUUGAAAGCGAAAUAAAAUUCCUUUAUAAAAAACCGUAGCGAUGCAAUAAGAACAGAGAAGACCCAGCGUUUGAAAACAGUGGUUUAGGAUUGUAACAGCAGACAAAAGUGAACGCUAAAAAUGCUAGAUUUGUUUUGAGAAUUUUACAUUCCUUGCUGCUCACAUUCUGAGAAACAAAACAAAAAUAAAAAAUAAAGUUUUUAUUCUGAUUAA